AUGUUUGUUUAUGAGCCGAAGCCCGAAAGUGUUAGUUAUGACGGAGUGAAGAGGCCAAGAGGGGGCCGGUUGUGCUAUGGUAACGACGAUGUUAUGUUGUCUCCGAGGCCGAACAAUGUCGGCGAAAGUAGAGUGCGACGUUUUGUCUCGGUGCCGGUCGUCGGGAGACCAAAAAGGGCACGGGCGUACGAGAUGGCGCGACUGCGUCGUUGCCGCGUCGAAUAUCGUUCGUUCAGUCGUGCACUCGUGCCGCCCGGAGGCUCAGGACUAUGGAUUCAAUCGCGAGCUGAUCUGGAGCGGUACGUGCGUGUACUGUGUACAUUGAGAGUCGUUACCAAAGAGAGCGGCCCGGGCCCGGCACGCCUAGACAUCCGUGGAGAAGCCGCGACAUGA
Messenger RNA from Macrosiphum euphorbiae (potato aphid), 393 nucleotides. Lineage: Eukaryota; Metazoa; Arthropoda; Insecta; Hemiptera; Aphididae. The record is from the annotation of a GenBank genome assembly.